Molecule: messenger RNA, 3076 nt
Organism: Lepus europaeus (European hare)
Lineage: Eukaryota; Metazoa; Chordata; Mammalia; Lagomorpha; Leporidae
Product: protein ECT2-like
Biological process (GO): nervous system development; activation of GTPase activity; regulation of cytokinesis, actomyosin contractile ring assembly
Cellular component (GO): nucleus; cell cortex
Molecular function (GO): GTPase activator activity; guanyl-nucleotide exchange factor activity
Source: RefSeq, a predicted model, not a curated record
GUGUGAGGGGUCUGCGUGUGACGAGAUGGAAUUGCCAGGGCGUUUUUGGAGCGUGUGUACAGUUUACACUAGUUGCUAAGAAUCUGGAGGAAGAAAUUUGUAUUCUUUAUUAUUCUGAAGAAGGAAGAAAGGGUAAAGUAGAUCGCAUAUGUACUUUCAGCCACCAUAGCGCCGUACAAACAAUGGCCGACAAUAGCCUACUCACAUCCACUUCUGGGAGGACUAGCUUGGUGGACUCUUCCAUUUUUGAUUCUAAAGUUGCUGAAACUUCAAAGGAAAACUUAUUUGUUGGAUCUACUUCAUAUGUUGAAGAGGAAAUGCCUCAGAUUGAAACCAGGGUGAUAUUGGUUCAAGAAGCUGGAAAACAAGAAGAACUUUUGAAAGCCUUAAAGUCUCUUUCCCACACUAUUAAAAUAAUGGAAGUCCCUGUUAUAAAGAUUAAAGAAAGUUGUCCUGGAAAAUUGAAUGAAAAGUUAAUAAAAACUAUUAAUAAUAUGGAAAUUAAAGUGCCUUUUGUAAAGAUGGAAUCAAUUGAAGAAUUUGAAGAUUUGGAUUCUCCAGAAUUUGAAAAUAUAUUUGUAGUCACGGACUUCCAAGAUUCUGUCUUUAAUGACUUACACAAGACUGAUUGUAGAAUUAUUGGGCCACCGGUUGUAUUAAACUGUGCACAAAAAGGGGAGCCUUUGCCUUGCUCCUGUCGCCCACUGUACUAUACAAGUAUGAUGAAUCUGGUGUCGUGCUUUACUGGAUUCAGGAAGAAAGAAGAGCUAGUCAGAUUGGUGACAUUGGUCCAUCACAUGGGUGGAGUUAUUCGAAAUGACUUUAAUUCAAAAGUUACACAUUUUGUGGCAAAUUGUACACAAGGAGAAAAAUUUAGGGUUGUUCUGAGCCUGGGUACUCCAAUUAUGAAGACAGAAUGGAUUUAUAAAGCUUGGGAAAGGCAGAAUGAACAGGAUUUCUGUGCAACAAUUGACUUUAGAAAUGAAUUUAAAGUUCCUCCAUUUCAAGAUUGCAUUUUGAGUUUCCUGGGGUUUUCAGAUGAAGAAAAAGCCAAUAUAGAAGAGAUAACUGAAAUGCAAGGAGGUAAAUAUUUGGCAGUUGGAGAUGAAAGAUGUACUCACCUUUUUGUUGAAGAGAAUAUAGUAAAAGAACUUCCAUUUGAACCUUCGAAGAAACUUUAUGUUGUCAAGCAAGAGCAGUUCUGGGGAAGCAUUCAAAUGGAUGCCUGAGCUAGAGAAACUAUGUAUUUGUACGAAAAGGCUAAUACUGCUGAGCUCAAGAAGUCAGUGUCACUACUGUCUCUAAGUACGCCAAAUAGCAAUCGCAAAAGACGACGUUUAAAAGAGACACUUGCUCAUCUUUCAAGAGAGACAGAUUUAUCACCUUUCCCUCCCCGUAAACGGCCAUCAGCUGAACAUUCCCUUUCUAUAGGAUCUCUGGAUAUCUCUAAUACACCAGACUCUAGCAUUAACUAUGGAGAAACACCAAAAUCUUGUACUAAGUCUUCUAAAAAUUCCACUCCAAUUCCUUUAAAGCAGUCAGCCUGGUGGCAAGUGGCAAAAAAGCUCUAUCAGACUGAAAGUAAUUAUGUAAAUAUAUUGGCGACAAUUAUUCAGUUAUUUCAAGUACCAUUGGAAGAGGAAGGACAAUGUGAUGAGCCUAUCCUUGCACCAGAAGAGAUUAAGACAAUAUUUGGCAGUAUCCCAGAUAUCUUUGAUGUACACACUAAGAUAAAGGAUGAUCUUGAAGACCUUAUUGUUAAUUGGGAUGAAAGCAAAAGCAUUGGUGACAUCUUUCUUAAAUAUUCAAAAGAUUUGGUAAAAACCUACCCUCCCUUUGUAAACUUCUUUGAAAUGAGCAAGGAAACAAUUAUUAAAUGUGAAAAACAGAAACCAAGAUUUCAUGCUUUUCUCAAGAUAAACCAAGCUAAACCAGAGUGUGGACGGCAAAGCCUUGUUGAACUUCUCAUCCGACCUGUGCAGAGGUUACCGAGUGUUGCAUUACUAUUAAAUGAUCUUAAGAAACAUACAGCUGAUGAAAAUCCGGACAAAAGCACUUUAGAGAAAGCUAUUGGGUCACUAAAGGAAGUAAUGAUGCAUAUUAAUGAGGAUAAAAGGAAAACAGAGGCUCAAAAGCAAAUUUUUGAUGUUGUUUAUGAAGUAGAUGGAUGCCCAGCUAAUCUUUUAUCUUCUCACCAAAGCUUAGUACAGAGAGUUGAAACGAUUUCCCUAGGUGAGCACCCCUGUGACAGAGGAGAACAAGUAACUCUCUUCCUCUUCAAUGACUGCCUGGAGAUAGAAAGAAAACUACACAAGGUUAUUGGCACUUUUAGGAGUCCUCAUGGGCAUACUCAACCCCCGGCUUCUCUUAAGCAUAUUCAUCUAAUGCCUCUUUCUCAGAUUAAGAAGGUGCUGGACCUAAGAGAGACAAAAGAUUGCCAUAAUGCUUUUUCCUUGCUUAUGAGGCCACCAAGAGAGCAUGCGAAUGUCCUGCUCAGUUUCCAGAUGACAUCAGAUGACCUGCCAAAAGAAAACUGGCUAAAGAUGCUGUGUCGACAUGUAGCCAACACCAUUUGUAAAGCGGAUGCUGAGAAUCUUAUGUAUACUGUGGAUCCAGAUUCCUUUGAAGUAAAUACAAAAGAUAUGGACAGUACAUUGAGUAGAGCAUCUAGAGCAAUAAAAAAGACUUCCAAAAAGGUUACCAGAGCAUUCUCUUUCUCUAAAACUCCAAAAAGAGCUUUCCAAAUGGCUCUUAUGACAUCCUACAACUCAGCAGAGGGAAGAAGCCCUACCAGCAGUGAUAAGCAUGUAGUGAGUCGUCUGUCUAGCACAUCAUCAUUAGCAGGUAUCCCAUCUCCUUCCCUUGUCAGCCUUCUUUCCUUCUUUGAGAGGAGAAGUCAUACCUUAAGCAGAUCUACAACUCAUUUGAUAUGAAGCUUUAAGAAUCUUAAAUUACAGAAAUGUAUUAACAUUUCAUACUCGAAAGAGAAACUGACUUAAAUGGUACUUGUAAUUAGCACUUGGGGAAAGCUGGAGAGAAGACAUUUAACACUAAAGUGUACAUUUAAUUUUCCUCU